AUGAGCACCGGCAACGGGCAAUGGAUCGGGCGGAAGGGCCGCACCCCCAAGGUCGCAGCGUCGAAUCAAGUGGAUCCUCGCGCAUCAAUCAAGCUUCCCAAGUACGCAAGAUCGGAUCUGCUUGUCCGUCUGAACAAGAUCAUCAGUUUAUUCACAGAGAGGCAGAUUGCGCUCGCCGGAUCUACCGGUUUCGGUGCUUUUGCAAAGUCUGUUCAUGCAGUUCAGUUCGACAAGCAGUUCACGACGUGGUUGAUGCCAAGGGUAGACACCAUGAACAGGACUAUUGGACCGGUUGAUGGGAAGAGGAUCAUGAUAUUCCAGGAAGAUGCAGGCAGUGUGUUCGGCGUUCCUUUCUUGGGGAAGGAGGUGUACGAUUCAUCACUUGACAAGUCGGAAGAGAUGCGGCAGGAAGUAAUGGAGCUCAUAGGAAUGCAAUCCCCGGAAGCGGUACCAAGCGAAGCAGCUGAAAAAACACUGACUACAUUAGCAGGCCGUGAAUUGUCGGACGAAGAGGAAGACAAGUUUAAGGUUGCAUUUGUAGUGUUUGUCCUAUGGAUUCUAUGCGACAGCAGCAACGACGGAGACAAAGAAUCACGCAACUUUUGGCCAGCUCUGAAACACGCAAGCACAAUCCACACUUUCAACUGGGCAUCAUAUAUCCUUGAUUCAGUCAUCUCGUCUUGCGUCAAUGCUAGGCUGGCAACGCGGUCGAACACUAGCUAUUCACCGCCUGCUGGGACUGCUCUUUUCCUCCAGGUAUUCUACCUGGACAACAUGGAUUACGGGCCAUUGUCUCUACCAAAGAGCAGUGCCCCCCGAAUAUCCCUAUUCAACGCGCAGACGCUGUCAAAACAAAUCAUGGCUGAAACAAUCGGACUCAGGGGGCAAACUCCAUGCAGGUUGUUUGGAGCGGGGAAGGCACGAAGAAGCGAGGACGUUGUGUACAGAAGGGUGAUCAGUCGCGAUGCUACAGCCCGGAUGGUCAGCAAAAUAGCAUCCGCAGCGGCCAACAAUAAGCCCGAAUGUGCUGAGAAGCCGCACUGUUCUUUGCAGAACACAGCUCGUUGCUCUCCGAAGAACAAGCAGAAAAGGAUCAGGGCUGAGCCGGAUCUAACAAACACACAAGGAGUUGGAUCCAAUGCACCGAUGGACGUCAACAUGCAAGCUCUACUAGCCGUCAAAGCACACAAGGCUAGGUGCCUCAAGGUACUUGCCGUUGCGAGGAAAGCUCUUGACGAAGAAACUGACAAGUUGAUUGCCACAUUCAGCAAGAUGGGUGCUGCACAUGAAUUACUACAGCAGGCCACAUUAGUUUCGAGUGUCAGCGACAAACAAUCUGAAUUACAGAUAUCACCGGGGCAGCCCUUCACCCCUUCUCCCACUACGCCAAGUUCGUCAGACACCCAUGCACUGGCAGCCAACCGGAAGAGCUUCUUUGGAUGCGAUGCUCCACCUUUCUCUCUCGGGGACGAGUUUGAAGAGUUGGGUGUAAAGGAAGUAACAAACGGGCAGUCCACAAGCUCCAUGGUAACCUCUGUCAUUUCUCCGCUAGGGCCUAGCCCACCGAGGAAAACCAUCAGAAGGUCCAGCCCGAUUUCCCCGUUGGCAGACACAAAAAAGAAAUCUGGGGAGUAUCUUUUUAACAAGAGAUCAACGGGUGUAAUAAACCUAAAUGACACUGCAGCUGAAUUAGAGUUCACACAAUCUCCUGUCAACCGGAAGGUUGUCCGCGAAGGCCGCAUAAUCUGCCCCCCGAGGGACACGUCACGGCCACACAGUGCCACGAAAUCAAAGGCAGCUUCUGAGUUCUACAAAUGGGCUAUGAACGCAGCCGUAGACCCUAACAGGCGAGUACUGGGUACGCCAUGGGUCCCCAAAGUUCAUUGA
Messenger RNA from Lolium perenne, 1887 nucleotides. RefSeq lists its product as uncharacterized. Lineage: Eukaryota; Viridiplantae; Streptophyta; Magnoliopsida; Poales; Poaceae. The record is from RefSeq and is a predicted model, not a curated record.